AUGGGCAACUUCUGCCACCGUAUCUGUGAGGAUAGCACCUGGCCAACAUGCCCACAAAUCAUAAACCCAAUCAGGAAACUCUGUAAUACAAUCACUUUUAUCAACGUCUGCGGUGACUACGCAACGUCGAGCAAAUCCCCCAACAUGGUCGUCCUGGUUUUAAUGCGGGGCGCGCAUGUUGGAAAGAACUGGCGGCCAACUUACCAAAUUAUGUUACCGACAUUUUCCUUCUAUGUGUUCAGUUGUAAUCUCUGCUCGAGGCAGCGGAGAUGGCCAUGUGAUCCAGGCGUCCCUGCUGCGGCACAAAGCUCGGCAGAUCCCUAUCGGUAUAUUCACCCCUCGGGGCUCCUCAGGGCAAAACUGGCCAGCCGGAAAUAUGUAUGGUUUACUUCAGCAUUCGGACAAUUUCCUUUGAAACCUAUGUCGACUGAAGCAGCGGAGAUGGUGAGGUGUUCCGGCAGGUGCCCCAGUCGGCCCCGGUUUACAAUCACCGCUCGGCCUACAGACUCGCACUUAAUCGCUCCGAGGGGAGCUCGUGGAUUGUAA
Molecule: messenger RNA, 546 nt
Organism: Puccinia graminis f. sp. tritici CRL 75-36-700-3
Lineage: Eukaryota; Fungi; Basidiomycota; Pucciniomycetes; Pucciniales; Pucciniaceae
Exons: 1
Coding region: 1-546 (181 amino acids)
Source: RefSeq, a predicted model, not a curated record